Molecule: messenger RNA, 1348 nt
Organism: Drosophila busckii
Lineage: Eukaryota; Metazoa; Arthropoda; Insecta; Diptera; Drosophilidae
Gene: U2af50
Product: splicing factor U2AF 50 kDa subunit
Exons: 5
Coding region: 92-1342 (416 amino acids)
Biological process (GO): mRNA processing
Cellular component (GO): U2AF complex; commitment complex; nucleus
Molecular function (GO): pre-mRNA 3'-splice site binding; poly-pyrimidine tract binding
Source: RefSeq, a predicted model, not a curated record
GGCAUAGGAUACAUAUUUCAUCGGCUUUUGUUUCAUAGUUAAAAUUUCUAUACGUGUAUAAAACAAAAUAAAUAACGAAAUAAAGAACAAAAUGGGAUAUGAUGAUCGAGAACGUGAGCGCGAUCGGCGUCGCAAUCGGUCCCGUUCUCGCGACCGUCAUCGUGAGCGCUCCCGGGAUCGUCGUCAUCAUCGGAACUCACGUCGCAAGCCCUCGCUCUAUUGGGAUGUGCCACCGCCUGGGUUCGAGCACAUAACACCGAUGCAGUAUAAAGCAAUGCAAGCAUCAGGCCAAAUACCGGCUAGCGUAGUACCCGAUACACCGCAGACUGCGGUACCUGUUGUGGGUUCUACAAUUACGCGACAAGCACGCCGCCUCUACGUUGGCAACAUUCCGUUUGGCGUCACCGAGGAGGAAAUGAUGGAAUUUUUUAAUCAGCAAAUGCAUUUAGUUGGCCUAGCACAGGCCGCUGGCAGUCCCGUGCUUGCCUGCCAGAUAAAUUUGGACAAGAACUUUGCGUUCCUUGAGUUUCGCUCCAUAGAUGAAACCACCCAAGCAAUGGCCUUCGAUGGCAUCAAUUUGAAAGGACAAGAUCUUAAAAUACGAAGGCCACAUGAUUAUCAGCCAAUGCCGGGCAUCACAGAUACGCCCGCUGUAAAACCAGCUGUUGUUUCCAGCGGCGUCAUCUCGACAGUGGUGCCUGAUUCGCCACACAAAAUAUUUAUAGGCGGCCUGCCCAAUUAUCUAAAUGAUGAGCAGGUGAAGGAGCUGUUGUUGUCCUUUGGCAAGCUACGCGCUUUUAAUUUGGUCAAAGACGCUGCUACUGGCUUAAGCAAAGGCUAUGCAUUUUGCGAAUAUGUUGAUCUUGGCAUUACCGAUCAGUCAAUUGCUGGCUUGAAUGGCAUGCAGUUGGGCGAUAAGAAACUGAUUGUGCAGCGUGCCAGCGUUGGAGCCAAGAAUGCUCAGAAUGCGGCCAAUACCAGUCAAUCUGUAAUGCUGCAAGUGCCGGGAUUAUCGAAUGUGGUUACUUCUGGACCGCCCACUGAGGUGUUGUGCCUGCUCAACAUGGUGACGCCCGAUGAGCUGCGCGACGAGGAGGAGUAUGAGGAUAUAUUGGAGGACAUUAAGGAGGAGUGCACGAAAUAUGGCGUUGUCCGUAGCGUGGAAAUACCGCGGCCCAUUGAGGGUGUUGAGGUUCCUGGCUGCGGUAAGGUGUUUGUUGAAUUCAACUCAGUGCUGGAUUGCCAGAAGGCGCAACAGGCGUUAACUGGACGCAAGUUUAGCGAUCGUGUUGUGGUCACUUCGUACUUUGAUCCAGAUAAAUACCAUAGACGCGAAUUUUAGAUCAAA